GAUAAGCUUUCCGUCCCGAAUAAGACAACAAUCAAGAAAAUGGCUCUCAAGAAGAAGAACACAAUUCAACCAUUAUUUAAACAACUAAUACAUUAAUUAAUUAUGUAGCCUACCUUUUCUUAAUCCGUAAUCGUAACGUCGGGUUAGCGAUGCGAGUUUUGUAAAUAGCGCCGAUUUAAGAUCAACAAAGAAACUAAUUAGCAUAUUUGCCACAGUUGACGAAGUAAAUCACAUUUUAUUCUUACAUAAAAAAUGAAGUUCUCCGAUUUAUUUUUAUACGUUUUGCUUUUGAAAGCUGUGUUUGCUGAUUCAGGUGAAGUGGAGGUUCUAUCAGUAAUAGAGGGCGAUUCUGUCACUCUACACUGUAGUCUUAAUAGUAUAAAGAAAGUUGAGGUGAUCCUGUGGACAUUUGGAACUGAUCGUAUAGCCGAAAUCAACAAACUGAUCGAUAGCAUCUCAUUAUAUGUUCUUGAUGAGACAUUCAGAGACAGACUGAAGCUGGAUCAUCAGAAUGGAUCUCUGACCAUCACGGACAUCACAUUUAAACACGCUGGACUUUACGAACUGCAGAUCAUCGGUGGAAAAGAGGUCUUUUCCAAGAGAUUCAAUAUUACAGUUUCUGCUCGUCUGCCUGUUCCUGUCCUUAUCAGGGACUGUUCUUCCUCCUCCUCCUCUCCAUCAGAGCAGUAUUGUUCAGUGGUGUGUUCAGUGGUGAAUGUGAGCGCUGUGAGUCUCUCCUGGUACAAAGGAAACAGUGUAUUGUCCAGCAUCAGUGUGUCUGAUCUCAGCAUCAGUCUCUCUCUACCUCUGGAGGUGGAAUAUCAGGAUAAAAACACCUACAGAUGUGUGAUCAACAACACCAUCAGCAACCAGACCACACGUCUGGACAUCAACACACUCUGUUACACAUCUGAUGAUCUCAAUAAAGAAGACGACUUACCCGUCAGUCGUGUGCUGCUGAUCUGCUUUGGUGUUGUAACUCCACUGAUUCUGGCUGCAGUUGCGAUCUUCUGCUGGAGACGCAGAAAAAGACAAGAACAAUUUGAUGGUGAUGAUACUGCUGAGAUGGAUGAACUGAAGACAGUGUCAGUGAGUGUGGGAGAGUCCGUCACUCUAAACACCGGCAUCACCAAAAUAAAACGUUUUGAUGUGCUGCAGUGGAGGUUUGGAGAGCUAAAUUCAGACGUCACAAACCCAUUUAUUGUUAUAAACAGACUGAAAGGAUCAAACAGUGUUGAUGGUGCUUCUGGACAUAAUGAGCCAUUCAAGGACCGAUUACAGCUGGAUAAACAAAAUGGAUAUUUAACAAUCAGCGAUAUCAGACCCACAGACUUUGGAAUAUAUAAACUAAAUAUCGCCAGGAAUCGGAGAAAUGUGAUCUCCAAGACAUUUAUUGUCAAAGAUUCAUCAGAAAAAGAAGAGGCAUCAGAGACAGAAUCACUGUUGACGACUGAAUUGAUCUCAGACACUGGUGUACAUGUGGCGGAGCGGACAAACUCAGGAGGGCGGGGGGAAGCAGCUAAUUUAACUCCCUUUAAACAGCCACCAACCCUGCCGACUACGCCAGAAUGUGGCGGAGCAGACGAAGCGGGGGAGGAGCUAAAUUGCUAGGUGUUAAGGUUUGCUCUCUUCGAACGACCCCAAUCUAUUUGAUUUGAUGAAACCGACUACGCCGCCUGGGAUUCAAACCAAGAAAUUGAAAUAUAAAAGGUCACACAGAUUAGUCUCUUUUAAAUGUUAAGGAGCAGACAGAAGACAUACAUGAGUAUGUACAAUAAUACAAAAGCUUAUUCGCAAAUAUUUUUGUGUUUCUACCGAACAUGUUUUAGCUGCAAUUUAGAUAUUUAUAACCGUUACAUAUUAUAGUAUGUUUUUGUGAGUGUGUUUUUUCAGUGUUAAUGAGCGAAUUGGUGAUGUUUGAAAUCGUUGUUGCAUGUGUAACCUUUAAUAAAAAUAUAUUUGACUAAUG
Molecule: messenger RNA, 1969 nt
Organism: Danio rerio (zebrafish)
Lineage: Eukaryota; Metazoa; Chordata; Actinopteri; Cypriniformes; Danionidae
Source: RefSeq, a predicted model, not a curated record